Molecule: messenger RNA, 6813 nt
Organism: Effrenium voratum
Lineage: Eukaryota; Dinophyceae; Suessiales; Symbiodiniaceae
Source: the annotation of a GenBank genome assembly
AUGCCCUUGGAGUCCGUGAGGGAGCUGCAGGUGAGGGCCCACGUGGCGCCUCUGUGGCUGUCCAUUGACUGCGGCUCCUUCGCCAAAUGUCUGGACUUUCUUCAGAGGCUCGGGGAGGCCUUCUCAGAGAAAGAGGCGGUAGACAGGCCCCAUGGCGCGCGCGAAGGGGCGGAUGAGGAGCUCUUCGAUCGUCUGCAGCACUGGGAUCUGUCCGUGAGCUGCACCAAGCUCUCGGCCUUUCUGCCCAGCGCCGCCGGCCAGGACCCGCAAGGCAUCGUGUGGAGCUGCGGGCUGCACUGGUCCCUGCGGCAGCUGCGGAGCCAGCUGCGGGUCUCCAGCCUUUGUGCGUGCCACAGCUCCCGGGGAGGCAACAAGGAGGGUGCGAUUCUGCACCCCUGCCGGGUUCGCCUGGACGUGGAGCUGAGUUUGGAGAGGCGCAUCAGUGGGCAGCUGCGGCUGGCGCCGCUUUGCGUCUCGCUGAAGACGGAGCAUGUGCCACUGCUGCUGAGGACCUGGAGAUAUCUGCUGGCGCUGGAUGCUGAGCUGGCGGCUUUUGGCCACGAUCCGCGGAGCAUGGAGAAAUCCGGGAGUUUCAGCAGCCUCAAGGAUAAAGCCCGCUCCGAGUCCUCCGAACGCAGGUUCUCUGAGCGCAGCUGGCGGGCGGUGUCGCAGGAUUUGGAGCAGGUGGGGGAGAUCGUACUGGAGCUGGUGCCCACGUGGUUCGUCUCCUCCUUGUGGCACGCGGCGUCGGUGUGGCACAGUUGCCGGCUCCAGCUGGACCUUGAGCUGGAGGCCCUCCACAUCGGCCUCGUGCAGUCUUCCACGGAUGCAGAGCUUGCUGUGGUCCUCAUUGAGGACCUGCUGCUCAGCUUGGACCAAUCAAGUUUCGCGCAGGGUGGGCAGCCCUCUCCUAUGUCCGUGUACUCCCCUGGGAGCGCAUCGCCCUCGCCAAGAUCUGCCCGGCGGCGGCGCCAGCUCGCGGGGCGCGCGGCCAUCUCGGCCAACAUCACCUCCACGGAGCUGGCGCGGGCCACGACCCUGUUGGAGCCCGUGGUGCUGGUCUUUAACCUCUUCACGGGCAAGCACCAGCCCUCGAGCUGCAAAGUCUCCUGGGUGAAUCUGAAUCUGAGCUCUGCCUUGAUCGAGACCUUGGUGAGCCUCUACCACGACGCCCUGGCGCGCAUCGAAGGCAUGCAAUCGGAGGAGGCGGAGUCCCCCUGUUCCGCGGCCUCCUGGGACUCGGAGUCCCCGAAGCGGACGCCCUGCCAGAUCUUGAGCUCCAAGGGCCUGCAGCGACAGGUGAGCAUCUCCUCCAGGCAGCCACAGCUCUCGGUGCGGAACUUGCUGGGCCAGGACGUGAGUUUGGAGGUCUUGGAGAGCGGCUGCUCCGGUGCGCAGGCUGUGCUCAACGACACCCAGUGCGUGGUGAAGCUGCCAUGGUGCACCAGGGCUCUGGGCGCGGCCCGGGGCUGGGGGGUGCUGCUGCAUCUCUUCGAGAUGGAGGCCAAGGUUUUCCUGCAGCUCACCGCCACCUCGGCGCUGAAAUCCGUGGCCGUGAAGCCUGACACGGGAGGCACCCGGUCCAGCCUCAGCAGCAGUCUGUUCUCCAGCAGCUGCCGACGCUGCAAUUCCAUUCAGAGCACGCAGAGCAACCUGGACGUGUCCAAGAGCGCGCUGGCCUCGGAGGCCUGGAUCUUGGUGCGCACGGAGGUGGGCUCCAAGCUCCACGAGCUGGAGGUCACACUCAGCUCCGUGCUCUUCGUCGAGAACCGCACGGAGGUGAGCGUGUCCAUCGGGCCCUACGGAUCUGCGAUCGAAGGCUUUCUCGAGCUGCCCCCGAAAUCGGAGCCUCGGCCGGUGCCGUUGGCGUGGCUGGCCAUGGAGGGCAAGCAGCUGCCGCAGAGUCUGUGGGUGGCGGUCACCGGGGAGCUCAAGGUUCCGCCCACGACCAGCUCCGGGAGUUCCUUCUCCAGCGUGUUGUCGGGAAACACGGACUCCGACAAGCGAGGCUGGAUGCGGUCGCAGCGCAAGGCCGGGAUUUUGCAGCCCCUGAUUGGCAAGAAUUCCUGGCAAGCCAUGUGCCGGUAUCGAAGCAUGGUGGCGAACGACUACUUCCUGCGAUCCAGGAAGCUCCACUUGCACGACCGCCACGGGGAGGAGAGCGUUUGCCUGUGCUCCACCGUGUGCGGGGUCAGCGCCGAUCUGCAGGCCUCGCUGCAGGCGCUGCUCUUCUCGGUGACUUUGGAGCCUGCGGCGCUGAUCUGCAACCGCCUGCCCUGCCCCCUGCAGCUAACGACCUCUGAGGGGCCCGUCCUCAUCAGCUGUGGGGAGGACGUGGAUAUGCUGAAGCCUUCGCAGCUGCUGAAGCUGAAUAUGGAGGUGCCUCCUUGCACAGGUGUCUGGGAGGAGCCGUUGCUCCUGCAGCUGGAGACGCCGGUCUGGCCGGACCGCCUGCCCCGCGAGAAGCAUCAGAAACGCCUGCUCUUCCAUGAGGCCACAAAGAAUGGUGCCGAGGCGGAAGAUUGUGCCAAGCUGAUGGUCACUCUGGAGACAGAGCCGGGCCUUACGACGUCAGAGUACUGGUCGCCCUUACAGGUCCGACAAUUCUCCCCGCGGUCUGUGAGGCUUGUAUUUUUCACGCAGUACUGGCUUCUGAACCGACGCAGCGAUUGCCGCGUGUGCUUGCCCCAGGAGAUCCUGACCCGAGAUCCAGGCGAGGCCAAGUUUGGGGGGCGCCUCGGGGCGGACCGGCGGCACGCACUCAUGCAAUUCGACUGCAACACCCUGCGCAUGGUCUCCGAGAACCUGGUGAGGAGCGGCAAGAUCCGGGUGGGGCUUUGUGAUCAGCGCUACAACGCCAACGGGGAGUCCGCGGUGCCGGUGACGCAGCCCUUCAGGAUCAACCAGCCCACGGUGGGCGCGGGCUGGGCCCCGCGGAGCCAGCGCAACCCGGUGCAGCGCUGCUUCGGCUUCACGGUGCGCCCGGCGCCGCUGCCCUUCUACCGGACGCUGAUCGUGGAGGUGGUCCGGAGGUACACGCUGCUGAACCACAAGGAGCACAUGCUCUUCUGCCUGGAGCCGGGCGCCCAUUUGCCGCCGCUGCAGCUGCUGUGCGGGGCUUCGGCGGCCUUCGACCCCCAGGGAGAUCUGCAUCUCGCCAUCUCCGGCGUGCCCGUGGACGAGAGGCCGCCGCCCGCGCGCUCGGCGACCUCGCGGCGCUCCGAGAGCCCGGAGCCGUGCCGGCGCCGGGCGGUGACCUGGGCGGAUGAGACAGGCGAGGGAGGGGGACGAGGUCAGCAGUUCGAGGAGCACAGCCGAACCCAGCGGGCCAUCGAGCAAGAGCUAUACUCUGCGCCCUUUGUGUUGGCUGAGAGUGGCAGGAGCCGGUUCCAGCUGAUGCACCAGAUGGAUCUGGGCCAGGCGGUGGGUCUGCAGAAGGCGGAGCUGGCGCGCCCGGAGCCGCUGCUGGGACCGGUGGAGGCGCCCACGGCGCAUGGCAGGGCCUGGUGCUUGACGGCGGUGGAUAUCAUGAAGGAGCAAGGCUCUGUGGUCGUGCGCUUCUCCGAACCUUUGCGGCCACAGUUCCGGAUCAUCAACCGCACGGGCCAUGCGGUGGGCUUGCGCCAGGACUGUGAGGGCGCGCCGGCGCUAGAGCUGGCGCCGGAGCACCGCAUGAGCUUCUGCUGGUUCCAGCCCGAAGGGCCUCAGAAGCUCAAGCUGCGCUUGGGCUCCAAAGAGCACAGCUAUGAGGUGGGGAUGGUGGAGGAGCACUCGCCCCCUCUGCUGGUGGAGCGCCCCCCCUCCGGGCAAACUGCCGGGUGGUUCCGCGAGGAGUUCCUGGUCCAGACCAAAGUCUCGCGGGGCUCGAGGGAGGUGCACAUCCACCCGCACUGCCGGCUUUCGAACCUGAAGGGCCACGCGCUGCUGGUACGCUCCGGCACGAAGAGUACAGAGAUCGUGGUGCCUCACCAGGGCUCAGUUUGCCUCCAGCGGGAUUCAAAGUCCUGGGAGCAGGUAAUGCUGCAGAUUGCCAGCUGCACGCCGGGAACGUCGGCGGCGUGGUCGGCGCCCAUCAUGGUGACCAAAAACCUGGCCGGUCACCGGGGCUUCCUGCGGCACAUGCAGAGCGGCGGGGCGGGGCAAACCUCCGUCUUCGAGAUCACCAUGGUGGACGUGAAGAAGGACCCGGUCUCGGAUUUCCUGGUGGUGGAGCUCCGACCCUACGUGAAGACCAGCUGCCCCUACUUCUUCGAGAACGUCAGCCACAUGGUGUGCUCCGUGCGCCAGCUCGAGGGUCCGGAGACGGCUUUGGAGCUCUUCCCCGGGGAGAGCGCGCCCUUCGUGCCGGUGGGCGCGGUGAUUUGCGGCCAGGGCACCUUCCAGGUGCGCCUUGGUGUGGGGAAUGACGAGGAGGCCUACAGCACGAUCAUCGACAUCGAGCUUCCGCAGGAGACCGUGAUCGGCGCCCUCCACGUUCGCGUCUUGAAAGAGCGGCCCCGGCACAUCAUCCUCAACGAUGUGCUCACGGAUCGCCGAGCCCAGAAGCAGGCGUUCCCGCCCUUCCGGUUGAUGCGACGCUGGCUGGGCAGCAAGAAGCCUCCCUCCAGCUAUCAGGAGCCGCCGCGGGCCUCCCCGCGGCGCCGGGGCCUCACGGGGCUCAGCUCGCCCUCGCCCCGCAGCCCGCGGAAGCGCUUGGACCGCGAGGCCACGCCCCGGAUCAUGGCGCUGCCUUCUACCCGAUCCCUCGGCUCCAUCUCGCGGCUGCGCCGGGGGUCUCUGGACAUCUUCUGGACAAUCCAUGGGCGGAGGAAGCACACCAAGGGCCUAGUCUUCCACCUGGACGCCCAAGGCCUGGGCAUCACCUUGGCCGACUCCGCGGCCCUCCACGAGGUGGCUUAUCUCUGCGCAGACAGCUUAGUCGCGAGCUUGGUCCGAGACGAUGCCGCCCGGGAGAUGGAGAUGUGCCUGGGCUCGCUGCAGCUGGAUGUCCGUGACGGCGCCCAAUGGCGCAGCAACGUCAUGCUGCGGCCCAAGCGCGGCUUGGGCCGCGCGCGGCCGCUGCCCUUCCUGAGUUGCAGCGCCAAGUGGCAAGCGCUGGACCGCGGCGCAGGGCCUGCGGCUCACUUCGAGGUGGAGAGCUUGAAGAUCGAUGUGCAGCCGAUCGAGCUGCGCCUAGAUACCCUUAGCUCCUUCCAGCUGGCGCUCUUUGGGCUGGACCUGCUGCGCCGCGCGGAGCCUCUGGUGCCCUUUUUGAGCUCCUUGCGGUCCCUGAAGCAGCACUGGAGGACUGAUGGGGAGCAGCUCAUGGCAGCCGUGGCGGGCGACAGCCAAGAUCCAGUGCUCGGGGAGCCACCCUGUCCGGAGUACGACGACUUUGAUGCUCCAACGCCUGUCUUCAUCAAGCACUUGUUGGUGCGACGCAUCCAGUUCUUUGUUUCGGUGCGCUUCAGCGGCAAGGGCGCCAGCGACUUCCAGGGCAACGAGGCCUUGCAGGCCGUGGACAUCGUGCUCCGAAAGCUCAUCCCCUUCGACGUGUCGCAAGCGAGGAUCUCCCUUGGUCCGUUCUUCCGGCGCCGGCCGGGGCCUGGGGCUCCCGCACCAAAGCCCUGCAGGCUUUUUAGCUGGAUUUUGCCCUGCUUGGGGCAAGCAGAUGGCGAUGCAUGCCUAGAAGACGAGUUCCUGCCGCACGGCUUCUCAGAGCUCCUCAGCGAGGCGGCCGCCUUGGGCGGCUCCGCGGUCUUGCGGCAGAUCCCGCAGCUGCUGGGGGCGCAGCGGUUGCUGGGCAGCCCGGCCCACCUCUGCGCGGAGCUGGGCCAGGCCAUGCGCCUGGCGCUGCUGGGUGUUUGGAGCUGUAGCCCCUGGCUGCUGCUUGCGGCGCUCCUCACAGUCAUCGCAGCACUGCUGGAAUCCGUGGAAGGGAUCUUUAUGAUUGUCGCCAAGACCACCUGCCGGAUCACCGCGGGCACGGUGCCGGCGGGGCUGCGCAAGGAGGCCUCCGGCUUUCCAGGAGCGUUGAUGGAUCUUCUGUGGUACGGCUUCCCCUGGCACUUUCAGCAGAUCUAUCGGGAGUGCAGGCGGCAAAGUCAUAUCGCCUACUCCUCACAUUCUCUUAAAGUGAGCCUAAGCUGCUUGCUGGAAGGCACCUGGUACAUCCUCUUCUCGAUUCUAUCCUCCGCGAUGGUGAUCGUGGCGAAGCUCUUUCAAUCCCUGCAACUCCUGUGCCACACCUUAGCCUGGUACGUCUGCCCAGAGCGGGUGGCGGAGUUGGGCGCCCCGCUGAGCCGCCGAGUGGGGCCGUUGCUCUUCCAUCUGGGCUCCGCCUUGCAGUUCUCCCACACUGUGACCAACACCAUGGGCGUGGUGCACAAGGCGGUGCGGGGCACCCGGCUCAGGGACUGGCGGCUCAGACAGCUGGGUAGAGAGGGCUCCCUGCUGGCCGUGCAGGGCUCGGGCUUCUACUUGGUGCGGUCCUCCGCGCUGCUGGCCUGCGUGCCGGCGCGGGAGGCGGAUGUGUUCCUGGCCUGGCAGGCCAGGGGCAACUGGCAGCGGGUGGAGCUUCGGCUACUGCAGCCCAGCUUGGGCAAGGAGGGGAACCGCCGGCGCCGGUUCCUGCUGUGCUUCUACCGAAACACCAGCUGCAAGGUUCUUCGACUACGGAGCCGGCGAGCGGCUCUUUCGGCCUUUAGCUUUGCACAGGAGUGCAUCUCCAGCUGGGCGCGGGCGGGGCUUCACGCGCCCAUGGCGCCCGAGAGCCCCCGCCUGCGCCUGCUGCGGAAGGUGCACAGAUCUGCGGCUGUUCGAGCGUCUGGGUAG